This is a messenger RNA of Hydractinia symbiolongicarpus, 1055 nucleotides long. RefSeq names its product ATP-dependent DNA helicase RecQ-like. Gene Ontology annotation, molecular function: nucleic acid binding; ATP binding; 3'-5' DNA helicase activity. The transcript is spliced from 2 exons. NCBI's taxonomy places the organism in Eukaryota, Metazoa, Cnidaria, Hydrozoa, Anthoathecata, Hydractiniidae. Bases 426 to 1055 code for a protein of 209 amino acids. The record is from RefSeq and is a predicted model, not a curated record. Gene Ontology annotation, cellular component: nucleus; chromosome; nucleoplasm. Gene Ontology annotation, biological process: double-strand break repair via homologous recombination; telomere maintenance.
CCCAACACUCAGCCUUACACAGGAGGUUGUCAUGACAGGACCAGUCUGUACAUAUUUUGACUAAGGACAGCAGGGUUGUCAAGCCUGAAGACCAAGUUAGUAAACUUGGGCACCUUACUGAACUGGGGUAAAAAGUGGGGUCGUUACUAGACAGGAUACCUGUCUAGCUUUUCUGCUCUCGCGCUGUCCUGCUUUUUUAACCCUGCUUUUUUUUUAGCGCUAUCGCUGAAAAGAGAGACAGGACUAACCUACCGUGGGAAUGCAACUGCUACUUUCUGAUUGGCUAAUUUUUGCAGGGCAGUUGCGCAACAAUUUUGUUGAUCCGUGGCCGUAUCAACUAAACUAAUAAAGAAAGCUACACCCUUUUAAUUAUAUUAUAGUGAGGCUGAUGAUUAAAAUUAUGGAUUUAAUUUAUUUCAUUGAACAUGGCGACUGUUUCGGAUGUUUCAAAAGUCAUCUCAAACAUUUUAGUUCCACUUUCUUUUUCAAUUAAACCCAAAAAAUUAGAAGCUGUGGUAAAUAUUUUAAAUGGAGUCGAUACCUUGUGUAUUUUUCCAACGUUUUAUGGUAAAAGUUUAAUCUACCAACUUUUACCAAGUGUGUGUUUGGAGUUAAAUAUAGCACCUUCACCACUUGUUUUAGUCGUUUCUCCUCUUAUUUCUUUAAUCCAAGAUCAAGUUUCAUGUGCAAAUUCGUUAAGUGCGUUAGGAUUAAAGGCUUCCAAACUAGAUUGCGAUGAUUAUGGGGAUAUUAUAUCUGGCAAUUUCAAUAUUUUGAUUGGCACACCUGAAUCUUGGCUUAAUAAUGCCAGGUGGAGACAGUUUCUCUCAUCUAAAUUUGUACUGGACAAUGCUGUUUGCCUUGUUGUGGAUGAAGUACACAAAGUGUCAUGGGGUGCCUCACCAAUGAGCAAUGAGGACAAGCCAUUCAGAGAAGCAUUUGGUAGAAUCAGUGAAAUGCGGUCUAUCUGUCGUCAAGAUUUACCUAUUCUUGCCCUCAGUGCCACUGUGGAUGUUGAUUUGACCCAGCUUGUUAUCGGAAGUUGCGGAUUAUAA